GUAAUGGAAUCUGUAUUGGCUGUUUGUGAUGCCACACUGUCAAAUAGCAAGGCUGUGGUGGAAGAUGUGAAUGCACUAAUAUUACAGUUUGAUAAUGAUGAUUCAAGGAAAACAUGGCAAAGCCGCCUGCAAGGAGCUAUAUAUCAUUCAUCAGCUUCUGCACCUUUUACUAUCUCUGAAACUUCAUCAGACUCGGAAACAGAACCCAAUGAGAAGCAUGAUGCAUUUGAUUUGCCGAUGAUAGAAAGUGUUUUUAUAACUGGUGUUCUUGAUGAGCUUAAGAUCAGUAUUAGUUAUAAUCAUCAGCAUGAGCGGAGCUUCAAUAAGGUGCUUCUUGCUGAAGAGCAUCCACUUGAAUUUCGAGCAACAGGUGGUCAAGUUGAGCUUUCAAUAAAAGGGAGUGAUAUUUUUAUUGGCACUGUUCAAUCUUUGGAAAUUGAAGAUUUGAUUUGCUGCAGUACUGUGUCGAAGCCUUGCUACUUGGCAAGAUCUUUUAUACGAAGUGCAGAUGUACAUUCAGUAUUGGACGAUGGUGGGAUUGAGUUGUUCCCAAGUGAAGGAGAUGAAAAAUUUUAUGAAGCCCCUGAAGAUUUGAUUGAUUCUGCUGAGUGCACAUCCACACCUAGAAAAUCAUCUGAGUUAGUUAGUUUGCAAAAAUUUCAGAGUUUUAGUCGAGUAACUGGUUUACUCCCUGAUGAUGAACUUCUUCUGGGAAGGGAGGAUGUUGAACUAAUUGAUACAUUAAACAGUUUUGUAAAAGCACAAAUUGUUAUUUAUGACCAGAACUCUCCUCUGUACAACAAUGUCGACAUGAAGGUCACUGUGACUCUGGCUACUUUGUCAUUUUUCUGUCGUAGACCAAUCCUUGCCAUUAUGGAAUUUGCUAAUGCUGUUACUAUUGAGGAUGAUAGCUGCGAGUCUAUUAGUGAUAAUUCUUCUGCAGUUGGUGAACAUGAUAUUUCCAGUGAAGAUCCUACUGACAAUCCACAGUCAACCAGGGUGGAGGAGCCUGUGGUCAAAGGUCUGCUAGGAAAAGGAAAAUCCAUUAUUUUCAACUUAACAUUAAAUAUGGCUCAUGCUCAGAUUUUGUUGAUGAAUGAAAAUGAAACUAAGUUCGCUACUUUGUCGCAAGAAAAUCUGCUUACUGAUAUAAAGGUCUGCCCUACCUGUGUUCCCAUCCUCUUUAGUAUAAACGCAGCAUUAGGAAAUUUGCGAAUAAGUGAUGACAGCCUCCCUGGCAAUCAUAUGUACUUCUGGAUCUGUGAUAUGAGAGAUCCUGGAGGCACUUCAUUUGUCGAGCUGGUUUUUACUUCAUUCAACAGUGAUGAUGAAGAUUACCAAGGUUAUGAAUAUAGCCUGUUUGGCCAACUUUCUGAAGUACGCGUUGUUUACUUGAAUCGCUUUGUGCAGGAGGUUAUUAGUUACUUUAUGGGUCUUGUUCCCAACGAUUCAAAAAGUGUAGUCAAAUUUAAAGAUCAAGUUUCAAACUCGGAGAAGUGGUUCACCACUAGUGAAAUUGAAGGAUCACCAGCUUUAAGGUUGGAUAUUUCACUAAGGAAACCUAUAAUUUUGAUGCCUCGCAAGACAGACAGCCUCGAUUAUCUGAAGCUUGAUGUCGUUCAUAUUACGGUUCAGAAUACCUUCCAAUGGUUAUGUGGCACUAAAAGUGACUUGAAUGCUGUCCAUUUUGAUAUAAUGACAAUCAAGAUUGAGGAUAUCAAUUUAAAUGUUGGUACUGAAUCAGUUUUAAGUGAAAGUAUUAUUAAGGAUGUCAAAGGGGUUUCUAUUGUCAUCCGGAGGUCUCUUCGAGACUUAAUGCAUCAAGUACCAAGUAUUGAAGCUGCCAUCAAGAUAGAGGAACUGAAAGCAGAGUUGACGAACAGGGAGUACAUGAUUAUUACUGAGUGUGCAUUGUCUAAUAUAUCUGAGACUCCGCAUAUUGUGCCACCAUUAAGCAGUGAUUUUCUGAAAUCAUCAUUGGACGCUGUAGAAGAUGUUAUUCCUGAAAGUGGUGUUGAGCCUAGGACUCCAAAUGGUGAAACUUGGACUGUCAUGAAGGUCUCAGUUGUCAUCAAUCUUGUUGAAAUGGGCUUAUAUGUUGGGGAAGAAUGGCGUUCACCUCUGGCCACUGUGCAGGCAAGUGAUGCCUGGCUUCUCUACAUGUCUAAUACUUUAGACGAAGGUAUUCUAUCAGCAAGUCUUAAGGGUUUCACUGUGAUUGAUAACCGUGUGGGAACCAGAGAAGAGUUUAAGUUGGCAAUAGCAAUGCCAAAGAACCCUCUAUUUUCUGUUGCUGAUACCAAUGACCAGAACAUAUCCAAUGCAAACAAUACAAAAGAGAAUUAUAUCAAACCACGUCCUACGAUGCUUCUUGUUGAUGCGAAAUUUAGUAAAUUGUCAACAUCUGUUUCCGUUUGUAUCCAGAAGCCUCAGUUGCUUGUAGCACUUGAUUUUCUGCUGGCACUUGUCGAGUUCUUUGUUCCAACAGUUGGCACCAUGAUGACAAAUGAAGAAGAUAAGAAGUCCUUGCAUAUGGCAGAUGCUAUUAUUCUAGAUAAACCAACAUACGCACAGCCAUCUGCUCAGUUCUCACUCUCUCCUUUGAAACCUUUAGUUGCUGAUGAUGAAAAGUUCGAUCAUUUUAUUUAUGAUGGUAAUGGUGUAUUGCAUUUAAAAGAUAGGGAAGGAGUUGAUCUUGCUGCACCUAGUAAUGAGGCUUUGAUAUAUGUGGGAAAUGGGAAAAAGUUGCAAUUUAAGAAUGUUCUUAUCAAGAAUGGGCAUUAUUUAGAUUCAUGUAUUUCCCUGGGAACCAACAGUGGCUACUGUGCUUCGAAGGAUGAUCUGGUCUACUUAGAGGGAGGAGAGGAAGAUCUUGAAGUGGAUACUUCAAGGGAAAUUGCUAAUCACAUCACACCUCAAAAUGCCGUUGUUGACAGAUCUGCAGAGUUUAUCAUUGAGUUUCAGGCAAUUGGUCCAGAACUGACCUUUUAUAAUGCAUCAAAAGAUGUGGGAGAAUCUUCAGUCUUGUCUAACAAACUUUUGCAUACCCAGUUGGAUGCUUUUGGAAGGCUUAUUCUGAAAGGUGAUACUGUUGAGAUGACUUCAAAUGCUCUUGGCUUGACAAUGGAGAGUAAUGGAGUCAGAAUUUUGGAGCCUUUUGACACCUCCAUUAAGUAUUCUAAUGCAUCUGGAAAGACAAAUAUUCAUUUAUCUGUUUCAGACAUAUUCAUGAAUUUUUCAUUCAGCAUCCUUAGACUGUUUUUAGCUGUUGAAGAAGAUAUUUUGGCCUUUCUAAGGAGAACGUCAAGGGAAAUGACUGUCUGUUGUUCCCAGUUCGACAGAGUUGGAACAUUAGAAGUAUAUCCCAACAAUGACCAGAUAUAUGCCUUUUGGAGAGCUCGUGCACCUGUUGGCUUUGCUGUUCUUGGCGACUAUUUGACACCAUUGGACAAACCACCUACAAAAGGAGUUCUUGCUGUAAACACCAACUAUGUGCCAGUCAAGAGACCCACAUCCUUUAAACAAAUUUGGCCGCCUUUAGAUUCUGGAGGCAUCUCUGAUGAAUUUGAACUCGAUUCCAAAACAUUGUCAAAUGGGGUGCUUGGUGAGGGAGAAAUCUGCUGUUCUGUUUGGUUCCCUGAAGCACCUGAAGGUUAUGUUGCAUUAGUUGUGGUUUCCCCUGGGAAGUUGCAACCACCACCAUCUUCAAUUUUCUGCAUCUUGAAUUCUGUUUCUCCUUGUUCACUCAGGGACUGCAUUACCACCAGUGAUACCAGUUGUCUGGCAUUUUGGCGCGUGGAUAAUUCUCUUGGGACCUUCUUGCCAGCAGAACCAACGAAUCUUAGUUUGCUAGCUAGACCAUAUGAAUUACGCCAUGUAAUUAUUAUGUCUCCUGAAGUAUACCCAAAAGCAUCUAGAAGUUCAGAUAUCCAAACUGCUGUAUCUGGUCGCAUCAGCAAUCAACAGUCAGAUCAUUCAAUUGUUGUAAAUUCUGGUCGGCGGUUUGAAGCUGUUGCUAGUUUUAGGUUGGUGUGGUGGAAUAGAAAUUCAAGCUCAAGGAAACUAUCCAUAUGGCGUCCAUUGGUUCCCCAAGGAAUGGUGUAUUUUGGCGAUAUUGCUGUUCAAGGGUACGAGCCUCCAAAUACAUGCAUUGUUCUUCAUGAUGCUGAAGAUGAAGAUCUUUUCAAAGCACCUUCAGGCUUCCAGCCAGUUGGACAGAUAAAGAAACAGAGAGGAAUGGAGAGUGUCUCUUUUUGGUUGCCUCAAGCCCCUCCAGGUUAUGUUUCGUUAGGUUGUAUUGCAUCUAAGGGGACACCAAAGCAACAAGAUUUUUGCACAUUAAGAUGCAUGCGGAGUGAUAUGGUAACUGGUGAUCAAUUUUUGGAAGAAAGUGUUUUGGACCCAACAGAUGCCAAGUUUGGCACAGUACCAUUUAGCAUCUGGGUUGUUGCUAAUGACUUGGGGACUUUUUUUGUCCGUGCUGGAUCCAGAAAACCUCCAAGAAGGUUUGCUCUAAAGCUAGCAGAUCCAUAUUUGCACAGUGGUUCAGAUGAUACUGUCAUUGAUGCUGAAAUAAGGACCUUUUCUGCUGCCCUUUUUGAUGACUAUGGUGGCCUGGUGGUUCCAUUGUUCAAUAUAUCAUUGAGUGGAAUCGCAUUCAGUUUACAUGGAAGACCUGAGUACUCAAAUACUACUGUUAGCUUCUCUUUGGCUGCCAGGUCAUAUAAUGAUAAAUACGAAUCAUGGGAACCGAUUGUCGAGCCAAUGGAUGGGUUUUUAAGGUAUCAGUAUGAUCCUAGCUCCCCUGGAGCGGCUUCUCAGUUACGUUUCACCUCCACCAGGGAUCUCAACUUGAAUAUCUCAGUGUCCAAUGCUAAUAUGAUUAUUCAAGCUUAUGCAAGCUGGAAUAAUCUUGGUGAUAUUCAUCAAUAUUAUAAAAGACCAGAAGCACGUUUUCCAACCUCUGCAACAAGAUCGAUUGUUAAUAUUCACCAAAAAAGAAGUUAUUACAUCGUCCCACAGAAUAAACUUGGUCAGGAUAUUUUUGUUCGUGCCAUGGAGAGGAAAGGUUUCUCGGAUAUUACUAUGAUGCCGGCUGGUGAUACGAAGCCUAUAAAAGUUCGCUUCAGAAAUAUGCCGGACUCUCACUUGAAAGGAAAGCUGUGCAGGAAAAUAAGAACAAUGGUAACAAUCAUUAUAGCAGAUGCAAUGUUACCCAGAGUUGAGGGAUUGAGUUCUCAUCAGUAUACUGUGGCUGUUCGCCUUUCUCCAAGCCAUAGCCUUCCAAGUGAAUCACUGCAUCACCAACAAAGUGCACGGACAUGUGGACGCAUCUCAAGUAACAUGUCUUCUGAUAUUGAAUUGGUUGACUGGAGUGAAAUAUUUUUCUUUAUAGUUGACUCCCCAGACUCGUAUACAGUGGAGCUAAUUGUUGCUGAUGUAGGAAAAGGUGAUGCUAUUGGAUUUUUCUCAGCUCCUCUGAAUCAGAUAGCCAUGCAUACUCCCGAUGGUUCGCAUGAUUACUCCAAUUCCUUAAUGUGGAUGGACUUAUCCUUGCCAAAUACCACUCAAGUAGAUGGGAGCAGGAAACAUUCAAGUGGGAGAUUGAGAUGUGCUGUAAUUUUGUCAUCAAAAUCUGAUGUUGAUGAGACAAGUGAGCCCUUUGUCGGUGGCAGAAAAUUCGGAUUCAUUCAGAUAAGCCCUAGCAUGGGAGGACCUUGGACUACUGUGCAACUCAACUAUGCGGCACCUGCUUGUUGGCGCUUAGGCAAUGAUGUUGUGGUUGGUGAAGUUAGUGUGAAGGAUGGCAACAGAUAUGUAAAUAUUAGGUCACUGGUUUCUGUGCAUAAUAACACAGAUUUCAUUCUUGAUUUAUGUCUUGUACCAAAGAAACAAAUAUCACUUCACACAACCAAUGAGAUACUUUUGGGCCAAUUGAAACCUGGAGAUACAGUACCUCUUCCCUUAUCCGCCUUAAAUCAGUCUAGACCAUUUGUUUUCCAGUUGCGACCUUCAGAAUUUGAUGGUUCUAACAAGUAUUCUUGGAGCUCUGUAGUUGAAAAGCCUGGUCAACGGGAGGUUUCUGAAAAAGCUAAGGGCACUUCUGGGAUAUAUGUAUCAGCUCUCACCGAGUCUGAGGAAUUGCUAUGCUGCAACCAGCUAAUUGAGACCUCUUCUAAUGCCUCUGCACAUAAACUAUGGUUUUGCUUAGGCAUACAAGCAACAGAGAUAUCAAAAGACAUCCGUUCCGAUUCUAUCAUGGACUGGAGUCUUGUGGUCAAAUCCCCAUUGUCUAUCUCCAAUUAUCUUCCUCUUACUGCUGAAUAUUCUAUCCUUGAGAUGCAACCUAGUGGUCAUUUCAUUGCCUGCUCCAGAGGAAUAUUUCACCCUGGAAGAACUGUAAAUAUUUACAAUGCUGAUAUACGUAAUCCUUUGUUCUUCACACUACUUCCACAGAGAGGAUGGAUGACAUUAAAUGAAGCUGUUCUGAUAUCUCAUCCUUGUGAAAUUCCAUCCAAAUCAAUAAGCUUAAGAAGUUCAAUUUCUGGAAGGAUAGUUCAACUCAUUAUUGAGCAUAAUUCUGACAAGGAACAAACAAUUUUGUCAAAAAUAAUCAGAGUCUAUGCUCCUUACUGGUUUUCAGUUUCCAGAUGUCCGCCACUUACAUACCGGCUUGUUGAUAUGGGAGGGAAGAAACGCACAAGAAAGAUUGAGUUCCCAUUUCGUGCUAAAAAGAAAAUACGAAUCAUUGAGGAAAUAACUGAUGAGGAAAUGUAUAGUGGUCACACAAUUGCCUCAUCAUUGAACUUUAAUUUGUUUGGUCUGUGUGUAGCAAUUACGGAGUCUAGCAAUGAGCACUUCGGGACCGCUAAAGAUCUUUCUCCCCUUGUGGACAUGGAUGGCUCUGUGGAUCUCUAUGCUUAUAAUGCUGAUGGAAAAUGUAUGCACCUUUUUGUUUCUGCAAAGCCCUGCCCCUAUCAAUCUGUCCCUACAAAGGUAGAAAUAUUACUCAGUGCUCUAAAAAUGUAUGUUGAAGAUGAAUCUAAUAUUCUCCGCGCAUCUGAUACAAGAAUCUCCUUUGUACAUUGUGAGAACGAUGGGACAGAUAAACUUCAGAUAAGACUAGAAGAUACAGAUUGGUCAUUUCCUGUUCAAAUAGUGAAAGAGGAUACUAUCUCAUUGGUUUUGAGGGGACAUGGUGGUACAAGGACUUUUUUGAAUGUAGAAAUACGUGGCUAUGAAGAAGGAUCACGUUUUAUAGUUGUAUUCCGCCUUGGAUCAACCAAAGGUCCUAUCAGGAUUGAGAACAGAACCUUUGAUAGAACAAUAAGUAUUUGCCAAUCUGGAUUUGGUGAGUAUGCAUGGAUCAGUUUAGGAGCUCUUUCAACUACAAUUUUUUCCUGGGAAGAUCCAUAUGGAGAAAAGUUCAUUGAUGUUAAAAUCAAUGGAGAUUGCAAUAACCGAAUCUGGAAAGUCAAUUUGGAAAGUUUUGUGCAGUCUCCUACAGGUGAAGGAGAUCUUGGAAUGCAGUUGCAUGUUUUUGAAAUAGGUAAUAUAAAAGUUGUUAGAUUUACUGAUAAUCGGACAUGGAAGUUGAGUUCACAUGGAGAUAGGCCUCUGAUGGCUGCUGGAAAGCCACAGGUUGAUGUUACACCAAUAGAAGUCAUCAUUGAAUUGGGAGUUGUUGGGGUAUCUCUUGUGGACCACAUGCCAAGAGAGCUCUUUUACGUGUACCUUGACAGAGCCUUUAUAUCAUAUUCUACAGGCUAUGAUGGUGGAACCACCAGCAGGUUCAAGCUCAUACUGGGACAUUUGCAAAUUGACAACCAGCUUCCUUUAACUUUGAUGCCAGUGCUAUUAGCACCUGAGCAGAUGAGUGAUAUUCAUCAUCCCGUAUUUAAGACGACUAUUACAAUGCGAAAUGUGAACUCUGAUGGAAUUCAGGUGUAUCCGUAUGUCUAUAUACGGGUGACUGACAAGUCUUGGAGGCUUAAUGUUCAUGAACCGAUCAUCUGGGCAUUAGUUGAUUUCUAUAACAAUCUUCAGCUAGAUCACAUUCCCCAAAGUUCAAGCAUCACUCAAGUUGACCCAGAGAUACGUGUUGACCUGAUAGAUGUUUCGGAAUUAAGGUUGAAAGUGUCUCUGGAGACAGCACCAGCUCAGAGACCUCAAGGGGUUCUUGGUGUGUGGAGUCCUAUACUUUCUGCUAUUGGAAAUGCCUUCAAAUUUCAGGUGCAUCUGAGGAGGGUAAUACGGAAAGACAGAUUCAUGCGGAGAAGUUCCAUACUUCCUGCAAUUGGAAACCGUAUUUGGAGAGAUUUGAUUCAUAACCCUCUUCAUUUGUUAUUUUCAGUAGAUGUACUUGGUAUGACUAGUUCGACCUUGGCUUCUUUGAGUAAAGGAUUUGCUGAGCUUUCAACUGAUGGACAAUUUCUCCAAUUGCGCUCAAAGCAGGUUUCAUCAAGGAGAAUCACUGGAGUACGAGAUGGAAUUGUUCAAGGAACAGAAGCCCUUGCACAGGGUGUUGCUUUUGGGGUGUCUGGAAUUGUGAGAAAACCAGUGGAAAGUACCAGACAGGAGGGUUUUGUGGGAUUUGCUCAUGGAAUUGGUCGUGCUUUCUUAGGAUUUAUUGUUCAACCAGUCAGUGGAGCAUUAGAUUUCUUCUCAUUGACCGUUGAUGGAAUUGAAGCUAGUUGUUCCAAAUGUUUGGAGGCUUUGACUAACAAUAGCACCUUCCAGAGAAUUAGAAACCCCCGAGCUAUUCAUGCUGAUGGCAUUCUUAGAGAGUACUCUGAGAAAGAAGCUACUGGUCAGAUGGUGCUCUAUCUGGCAGAAGCAAGUCGACGUUUUGGGUGUACUGAGAUAUUUAAAGAGCCCUCUAAAUUUGCUUGCUCUGAUUAUUACGAAGAGCAUUUUAUUGUACCAUACCAAAAGAUACUUCUAGUGACCAAUAAACGAGUUAUGCUAUUGCAGUGUUCAUCUCUCGACAAGAUGGACAAAAAACCUUGCAAGAUCAUAUGGGACGUUCCAUGGGAAGAACUCAUGUCGCUGGAGUUGGCGAAAGCGGGCAGUCAUAUACCUUCUUGCUUACUCCUCCAUCUUAAGAAUUUUAGGAGAUCAGAAGCUUUUGUUAGAGUCAUAAAAUGCAGUGUUGAAGAAGUUGAGGGAACAGAACCGCAAGCUGUUAAGAUCUGCUCGGUAGUGCGUAAGAUGUGGAGAGCACAUCAAUCUGACCCGAACAGCAUUGUGCCAAAGGUUCCUUCAAGCCAGAGGCAUCUGCAUUUAUCUUGGAGUGAGACUGAUAAGAAAGCACCACAUGCCCUGAAGAAAUCCAUCAUUAAAUCAGGAGAGCUUUCUGCAUCAAUUUCUGCAUCUGAUGGAACAAAAUUUAUUGAACACAGUGUAAACUUUCUGAAGAUCUGGAGCAGCGAGAGAGAAGUGAACGGCCGAUGUGCAUUAUGUAGAAAACAGGUCGCCGAUGAUGGUGGAGUAUGUAGCAUUUGGAGGCCCAUUUGUCCGGAAGGGUAUGUGUUCAUUGGUGACAUAGCUCGUGUCGGGAGCCAUCCUCCUAACGUUGCUGCUGUUUACCGGAAAAUUGACAAUCUAUUUGCGCUUCCUGUAGGUUAUGACCUGGUAUGGAGGAACUGUCUAGAUGAUUACACGACUCCGGUCUCGAUCUGGUAUCCACGGGCUCCUGCGGGGUUCAUCUCUCCUGGGUGUGUUGUUGUGGCAGAUUUCGCCGAGCCUGAAGCUGAUUUGGUACAUUGUGUGGCAGAAACACUUGGGGAGGAAACAACAUUUGAGGAGCAAAAAGUUUGGUUCGCACCGGAAUCAUACCCGUGGGGUUGUCAUGUGUAUCAAGUCCAAAGUGACGCUCUUCAUUUUGUUGCUCUAAGAGAAACUAAAGAAGAAUCCGGGUGGAAGCCCACCAGGGUUCGUGAUGAUUUCCAGCCUUUGCAAUCCGAGUAAAGACAGAAGGUGAUGAUGUCGAGCCAAAAACCAACAGGAGAUGUGCCAUGAUUCAUACAAUUGUUUUUCCAGGCCUCUGAGAAUAUUAGAAUCCGAUAGAUAUGUUUGAAUGGUCAAUUCUUUGAUUAUCAACCCUACUGCUCUUUCUUAUGCACGGAGUGAGAUGGAAGAAGUAAUUUUAUUUUA
Molecule: messenger RNA, 10155 nt
Organism: Hibiscus syriacus
Lineage: Eukaryota; Viridiplantae; Streptophyta; Magnoliopsida; Malvales; Malvaceae
Biological process (GO): protein targeting to vacuole; protein retention in Golgi apparatus
Cellular component (GO): extrinsic component of membrane
Source: RefSeq, a predicted model, not a curated record